This is a messenger RNA of Hippoglossus stenolepis (Pacific halibut), 1733 nucleotides long. It is a transcript of the gene tpm1, whose product is annotated as tropomyosin 1 (alpha). The transcript has 9 exons. Gene Ontology annotation, biological process: actin filament organization; cardiac muscle contraction. Gene Ontology annotation, molecular function: actin filament binding. Gene Ontology annotation, cellular component: actin filament. The record is from RefSeq and is a predicted model, not a curated record. Bases 139 to 993 code for a protein of 284 amino acids. Lineage: Eukaryota; Metazoa; Chordata; Actinopteri; Pleuronectiformes; Pleuronectidae.
UGUGACAGGGCACAGUCAGGCAGACUCUGCACUCCAGCUUAGCGUUCAGUUAGGAUCAGGCGCCCCUCGAGCCCCUCUCACACAUCUCUCCUUGGUUUUCAUUUGGAAGUUUGGUUGGAACCAAAGAAAUAAGCAGCCAUGGAUGCCAUCAAGAAGAAGAUGCAGAUGCUCAAGCUCGACAAGGAGAACGCCUUGGACAGAGCAGAGCAGGCUGAGUCAGACAAGAAAGCAGCAGAGGACAGAAGCAAACAGUUAGAGGACGAUAUAAGAGAGUUGGAAAAGAAAUUGCGCUCGUCUGAGGACGAGAGAGAUAAAGUGUUUGAGGAGCACCAAACUGCUGAGGAGAAGCUGCUGGCCGCUGAGGAGGUCGCCACCAAGGCUGAGAGCGAUGUCGCUUCCCUCAACAGACGUAUCCAGCUGGUUGAGGAGGAGUUGGAUCGUGCACAGGAGCGUCUGGCAACUGCCCUGACCAAGCUGGAGGAGGCUGAGAAGGCUGCUGAUGAGAGCGAGAGAGGCAUGAAGGUCAUUGAGAACAGGGCCAUGAAGGACGAGGAGAAGAUGGAGCUGCAGGAGAUCCAGCUGAAAGAGGCCAAACACAUCGCUGAGGAGGCUGACCGCAAAUAUGAGGAGGUGGCUCGUAAGCUCGUCAUCAUUGAGGGUGACCUGGAGCGCACAGAGGAGCGCGCUGAGCUGACAGAGAGCAAAUGCUCUGAGCUUGAGGAAGAGUUGAAAACUGUGACCAACAACCUGAAGUCACUGGAGGCCCAGGCUGAGAAGUACUCACAGAAGGAGGACAAGUACGAGGAGGAGAUCAAGGUCCUCACCGACAAGCUGAAGGAGGCUGAGACUCGUGCUGAGUUCGCUGAGAGAUCAGUAGCCAAGCUUGAGAAGACCAUUGAUGACUUGGAAGAGAAACUCUCACACGCUAAAGAAGAGAACCUCGAUAUGCACCAGAUGCUGGACCAGACUCUAAUGGAACUGAAUAAUUUGUGAAAGCACGGUCCGACCCCAUCACACACUGUGGUUUUUGGCUUUUUGUCCUUGCACCUUGCUUACCGUAAACCUCUCCUCGUACCUUGUCCGUGGUGGAGAAACAAACAGCCAGAUGCUAUUCCCGUCGCACCGCCCUGCCUUCAGCAGAACCUGACCAAGGAGCAAAGCUAAAGGGAAGUAAAGCUUACCCAUUACUCCCUUUUGAUGAAAACUAAACUGAACUCACCAUUGUUUUUGCAAGCCAGUUUCUAUGAUAUAGGUUUAUUUCUUUUGUGCCAUCGGGUUCAUUAUUGUUUUCUACAUCUGCAUUUAAGCUGAUCAGGUACGCUCCAUUAGACAUUGAUUAUGCACAUACCAAAGGAUAAAGUGGAGAAAUUUUGCACUUAAUAUAAAAACCUCCACAAUAUUAACAUUGUGCAUACUGUAAGACAAUAUGUUUUAAAAAAUACAUGCCCUGCUCCCAGAAAGUGUACGUAUACAUACUGACUGCACCAGUCAGUAUGUAUACUGGUGCUACUGUACUGUAAAGCAAUGUCUUAAAAAAAUGCAAAUACAUCACAGUAUAGUCUUAGUUUUCUUAAAAAAAACAUUUUCCAAAAAUGUGUUCAUCUUGUCUGUAAAGUAUAAUUUCAGUCAUCUGGUUGUGCAACGUUUUAGCAUUUAUUUCAAUGUAGAUGUUUCAAGUGUUUCUCAUAUCUGAAAUGUACAAAUUAGAAAAUAAAAGCACGUUUUGAAAGUUU